UCCGUCUUGUGUUCACCAGCUUCGCGGUUUGUUUAUAAAUGCCGCAGAUAUUAUGACGAGGAAGGUGUGGCUAACGUAGUAUUUAAACUCAUCCCUUUGUCAGUUUCGGAUCAGAGUUCAAAAUGUUCGCGCUUUGGCCGCUACGACUUGCUUGGGUGAUUUUUGCUUGUGACCCUGCAGGAGGAACCAGCGCAGCCUCAAGAAACAACUGUUAUCGAAAAGACUGUAAUGGAACAUGGUAUGACAUCCAAGAGGCUACUUGCUGUGAAAACAAACUUUACCCAGGUGCAAGUCUCUCUUGUUGUGGAAAUGAGCCUUACAAUCCUGAAACAGCCACUUGUUGUAAAGUACAGCAUGGGCACGACCUCAAAGCCAGUGUUGACCAGGGUCUGAGUGAAAAGGUGUCCAAGUGUUGUGACCUGAAGGCCUACAACCCAGUCAAUGAAAUGUGCUGUCAGUCCACUAUCACAGCAAAACCUGGACCAAUGGCUGAAUGUUGUGGUAAAGAGGCUUUUGAUAAGGAUAAGCAGUUGUGUUGUGGUCCAACUGAUAAGAGGAUAAUUUUGGUGAGGAAUUCCAGCCACCACCAGUGCUGUGGCCACAACCAGUAUGACACAAAGACUCAGUGCUGUUGUACAAAUAAGGAAGAAAUUCUGGAGAUGCAACCUAAAGAUUCAGACUGCUGUAUGAAGGACUCUCCAGCAGUUCUUCCAUGUGGAAAUAGAACCUUCAACAAACAUACGCAGCUAUGCUGUCACUUAAAUGUUGUUCACAAAUCUCCACAGAAGUACAAAUGUUGUGAUAAAAGGGCAUACGAUGUGGAAAAGGAGCUGUGUUGUGGCCCAAGUAAUAACAAGACAAUUCUAAUGAGGAAUUCCAGUAAUCACCAGUGCUGUGGUCACAACCAUUAUGACACUGACACUCAGUGUUGCUUUUUGAAUAAGGAAGGUGUUCUUGAGAUUCAGCCUAAGGAUCCAUCCUGCCGUGUUAGAGAACAGACAGUUGAGCACCAACCCAAGUGUACUGAACCAAACACACAUCUCUGUGGGUCGUUAUGUUACAAUCCAAAGGAACGUCGCUGCUGUGAGAGAAAUCAAGAAUCUCACUGGUUCUGUGCCUCAGGUCAAAGGAAGACAACACCUACUGUGUACAACCCCCGUACACAAGUCUGUUGUGAUGGAUGUGUCUCAGGAUGGAAGCCUUGGAUAGAUCAAUGCUGUGGAGAGACGCCGUAUGGUUCGGCACAGCGUGGAGUUCUCUGUUGUAAUAAGACCUUGUACAAGGACAGAGAUGGAGAGGAAUGUUCGGAGAUGGGUAUUCCUUACAACCCGGCUAAAGGGACCAUAUGUUGUUCUCAGUUUCACGGGAGCCCAGGACAACACUGCUGUGGGACAGAAAUUUACCAGCCUGAUGUUGAGAUUUGCUGCAAUGGACACAGACAUCCCAGACUGAGAAACAUCCACUGCUGUGGGGUCAAAGCCUACAACAUUAAAGACCCACAGAUGAAGUGCUGUGCAGGAACACUGUACAAUCUGACAUCAUUAGAUGAGCAUGGAGGGGAUGCACAAUGCUGUGGAUCCAUUCUGCAAAAGCCACAGGAGAUUUGCUGCUCAGGUGACGACAAAGAGGUGCUUUACUCUGUCAAGACAGGAUUUGGAUGCUGUGGUCACCUCUAUUACAACACCACCCUGUGGUCGUGCUGCGCUGGGAGGCUUACAUUAAUCAAUGAAUCAAGACAGGAUCAGAGAAAGAUGAUUAAUGAAUACAGACAUCUCUCUAUGAAUAAUCUGAACAAAACUGCUCUUUGCAAUAAAGUGCGCAUUGGGAUUGUGGAAAGUGUGUCUCUGCGUAGCAUUGUUUUCAAGAGCAUGCUAAAAGUCCAUGGGAAGAAAGCCAAAGUCAAAGCUUUGUCUUUGCCGUACACCCUGAAAAUAGUUGAUCACUGCAGCUCCCCUAAACUGAUUCCUGGGAAGAUCUAUAUCUUUAACAACGUUAAUAUUUUCACUGAUUUCAAUCAUGAUUCUGUUCUUCAAUCACUGCAUUUCAUUUUUUCCAAGUGUUCACCUUAGAUCAGUACUCACAUUCUAGUUACAACUGUGUCCUUACUUGUGUUACAAAGGUUAGCUUCUUGAAGGACAGAUUAGAAGAAGAGAGAAUCAUUAAAAGUGCCAUAUGGACAUUUCUUUCAUUUUAGUUCAUGGAAGGACAAGAACAUGCAAGUACAAACUGCUGCUAGCAUGACACUGACAUGCACAUUCAAAGACAUCACACUAUAACAAAGCUGGUAAUGAAAAAUGCAAGUGAUGCUAAGGUAAAUUUGUUGAACCCAGCCAAGCAGCUAGAGUCUUCAUUUGGAAAUAGAUUUCUGUCUAUGUGGGACUGUAGUGUAACCUAAGGUCAUGUUAGAGUAAUGCAAAAAAAGA
Messenger RNA from Oreochromis niloticus (Nile tilapia), 2423 nucleotides. RefSeq lists its product as uncharacterized. Bases 123 to 2069 code for a protein of 648 amino acids. The transcript is spliced from 17 exons. The record is from RefSeq and is a predicted model, not a curated record. NCBI's taxonomy places the organism in Eukaryota, Metazoa, Chordata, Actinopteri, Cichliformes, Cichlidae.